Messenger RNA from Bursaphelenchus xylophilus (pine wood nematode), 583 nucleotides. Lineage: Eukaryota; Metazoa; Nematoda; Chromadorea; Rhabditida; Aphelenchoididae. The record is from the annotation of a GenBank genome assembly.
AUGGCAAAGCCGCGUUUGGAGAUCCACGACGACACUUUCAUCCACACGGGGUCUUCUUUAUCCGGCGAGAUCGUUUUCGGGGCAGGGACUGUGGUGCAUCCUUACGCCGUCAUAAAUGCAGGCGAAGGGAAAAUAAUCUUCGGCAACAAUAAUAUCAUAGAAGAACUGUGUCAUAUAGAAAAUAAGUAGGUAAUAUCUAAAUCAACAUACAUUUUAUCGUUUAGAGAUCCUUCUAAGGUCAUGAUCAUUGGGAAUGACAACCUAUUCGAGGUUGGGACCGAAUGUCACGCUGUGGCCGUUGGAAACAACAACGUUUUUUGCAUUAAGAGUAAGGUUGGAGAUAAAGUUCAGGUUACUGAUGGGUGUGUUAUUGGACCCAAAUGCAUUGUGAUGUCGAAAGAGGUACUACCCCCGAAGACAGUUGUAUAUGGGGAAGGAAACAAUCGCCGAACAGCAAUGAGCACUAACAAUGUAGGUGAAGAUGCAAAUGCUUGUAAAAUUUUCAUCUUAGUCCUUAAAACAACAUUGCGAACUCCUUCAAACCAAACUUAGGAAUUUCUCACAAGCAUACAAAAACGCGUAA